Oncorhynchus tshawytscha (Chinook salmon) is the source of this 2855-nucleotide messenger RNA. RefSeq names its product tissue factor pathway inhibitor 2. NCBI's taxonomy places the organism in Eukaryota, Metazoa, Chordata, Actinopteri, Salmoniformes, Salmonidae. The record is from RefSeq and is a predicted model, not a curated record. Gene Ontology annotation, biological process: negative regulation of peptidase activity. The coding region runs from base 83 to 838 and encodes 251 amino acids. Gene Ontology annotation, molecular function: serine-type endopeptidase inhibitor activity. Gene Ontology annotation, cellular component: extracellular region. The transcript is spliced from 5 exons.
AAACCUUUACAAUAGUAUAAAUAGCUGCACAUCUCGUGCGUAAAAUUAGAAGGGUAGUUGAAUUUAGAACCGAUCUACGACAAUGGAGUUCAGUUCGUUGAUUUUUCUGAUAUUUUCAUGCUCACUUUGUUACGUUUUUGCGUUGUCACCGAAACAAGAGGUGUGUCUUCUUCCAGGAGACGAGGGGCCUUGCAGAGGAGAUAGCCAGCGUUACUACUACAAUACUAUCACUCAACAAUGUGAGGUGUUCAGCUAUGGAGGCUGCCAAGGGAAUGGCAACAACUUCAUGAGUUUUAUGGAAUGUAAGAAAGCAUGUUUUAGGAUACCAAAGAUCCCCCAGAUCUGCAGGUUCCAGAAGGAGGAGGGCCCCUGCCGUGCCAUGCACUGGCGCUACUUCUUCAACAUGACCACCAUGCAGUGUGAGCAGUUUGUCUACGGUGGCUGUCAGGGCAACGAGAACCGCUUCCAGAACCAGAUGUCUUGCAUGGAGUACUGUAGACCACACAAAACUACUCCUGUGCUCUGCCUGGAUCCCCUGGAUAAAGGAGGCUGUGCUGCGUCUAUACUGCGCUAUUACUACAACUCAGCUUCCAGGAUGUGUGAGCAGUUCAUCUAUUCAGGCUGUGGAGGAAGCAGCAACAACUUUAUAUCCAGGCAAAGCUGCAUGGACGUCUGUGCUAAAGCUGGGAAACCAUGGAAACCCAGAAGAACAGGCUUGAAGAGAACAACCGCCAAAAAACGCAUUAGAAUAAAGUCUAAUAACGGUAUCAAAUCAAAUCAAAUUUUAUUAAAUGGUCAACAAUUUGAUUCAGUGAUUUUUAUUCAAAGAGACACAUGAAUUGACUGUAAAUGAACAGACAUUGAAAUGUUGAUUUGUAUGUUUGUUUUUUACUGCGCCAGAAGUAACUAGCUACUUGCACUGCCUUUUCUAUAGAUGUUAACUGUGAUGCAGUGUUGAAAAUAGCGAACCAACCACCCAAAUGGGAAUCAACCUACACCAGCAGUAUUUUUGCUGUGUACCUUUCUGAAGAUGGUGUAUUGUAGAAUACAUUUACCAUGGCAACUAUCAUACAAUAUAGCAUUUAAUUUUUGUUAGCAAAAUAAUGAAUGUAUUUUUUAGUAUUUUGUGUUUGUAACAUAGUAUAUUUCAACAAAAACCUUUGUUUAGCUUUAUAUGAAGUUUUCGCACAAUGGCAUAUUUUGGAUCUAAUUUUUAAAAAACUCAACUUUGCCUUGUCUGGAUAGUCCUGUUAUUAAGCAGGAAUAAGAACUGAAUGUGUAUCAAUCCUUAUUUUGUAUUUGUUCUUAACUGACUUGCCUAGUUAAAUUUAAAAAAUUACAUCUUUAUUUUCCCCUGGAUAUUCUUUGGUCACGUAUGCUUGCAUCGUCACCUUGUCCCUUCUCAUCUGGGUUUCCACGUGAUAGCACAGCCACAAGGUCAACAUUGGCUAUUAUCAUACAAAUUAAUGAGAACAAAAAUUCACUUUUUGGUCUUAAUUUAAGGUUACGGUUAGUCAUAAGGUUAGCAGUGUGGUUAGGGUUCGGUUUAAAAUCACAUUUUAAGAAGAGAAAUUGUAGAAAUAUGCAGGGUUUAUGGCUGGUCACAAAGUCAACACAUCAAUGUAAUAUGUGAUACAUACUGACACACCUGCAGGUACAUUCCCAUCCAUUAUACAAUUACAUGACAAUUCAGAUUUAUUUAGUUGUUUUGACAUGAACCCUAACUUGAAAGUUUUGGUUUGAAACAAACUCAGAAUAGAAAAGUAAUAACCUGUUCUGUUAACUCUCAUACAUUUGAUUGUAUCUGGAAAUAUUAGUUUUGGCAGCAUAAUCAGUAUACACAGUGUUUGACUUGGUCAGGAGCUCACCAAAACGGAGUACUGGCACCUCAAAAUGUCUACUGCUUCCAAUAGAAUAUUGGCUUAAAAAUAUUGGCUUAAAACUAUUGCAGAGUUCCUGCACCUAAAUACGGUAUAAACACUACCGGCACACAAAAUGAGUACCGGCACCAAUUUCAGACCAAGUGGUGUUGUGGUGUUGUCUCCUAAAAAUACACCUAGGAGCCUUUUUUUGUCAUCCUGUGCUUUUUCACUUUUUUUUUUUUUAAUGUAUCUAGGCAAGUCUGUUAAGAACAAAUUCUUAUUUAUAAUGACGGCCUACCCCAGCUAAACCUGGACCAAUUGUGCGCCGCCCUAUGGGACUCCCAAUCACGGCUGGAUGUGAUUCAGCCUCAGUGCCUCUUAGCACUGAAAUGCAGUGCGCCACUCAGAAGCAAUGUAGCAUUGUUCAACCACAUGAUUCAACCAUUCCAUAAGAUAAUAGUUACGGCACUGAUUCUGCAUCAAUAAAUAUUGAUGGAAGUCAUCAAAGGUAAACUGCUAGCCCAUUCAGUUGGGAUAUAAAUAGUAUAAAACCUGUCGGGCUGGUUCUCUAUUAGGACUCCAGGGUAAACCAUCCAUUGCUGAGGAUGUGGUAUCAGAAAGGAUGUCAUAAGUAGGCCUAUCAAUCUAUCUGGCUGUGGCUAUCUCCCUGUCCUUAGAUGGGGUCACAGGAUGCUAGCGUUGGGAAGGAGGCAGACAGUGACACAACUCAGAAAAUCCAAUAGAAAACCAUGGACCAGAAACGUAAUAAGCAUUAAAAAGGAUUUAGAAGGAAUUAAAAUGUUCGCAUAGUUGUUCUGUAUGCAAAUUGCUACUUUGAAGUUUGCACUCCUUGCUUUUGUAAAAAAAAACUAAGACGCAUUUCAGACAAGCUUGUUAAGUUUAAUCACAUAGAAAAUGUAUCCCUGUUUUUUGUCGCUUUGUUAUGAGAUAAAAUCUCCAGCAAAAGCCAUUAAAAGCUGUCCAUCUCUGUAA